GUGCGUGGAGAGAUGGGGGAGGGUGACGGCGACGUUGUGAUGCAUGCCGGUGGCCAGCGCGACGGCCAUGGUGGCCCCGCCGUGUCUGCACUGCACGCCCUCUCGAUGGGUUCGAGGGAGCGCCCCGACACGCCGGAGAAUCGGCCGCCGGCGGGGUGCUUGAUGCCGGAGAAUCGGGGUUUUUUGCAGGUCACCACCUCGAGCCGUCAGUUGGCAGCGGGGAGGCCCCAUGGGCCAUGGGGAAAACGAUAGGAGGCGGCGUGAGAGGGGCUGCUAAACGGAUGGGCAUGUCUUUUGGAAGCUGCAAGCUGCCGGAUGAGCAAUACUACAAGCAUUUGGAUGAUGAAAAGAAGCAUUUCUUGGUGCUUAUGUUGGGUGAUUUCGAAGAUUCGAUGAUAAUCCCAGAAGAAGUUGUGCGGCGUUUGAAAGGUGAGAUCCCAGGAGAGAUCAAGCUGGAAACCCGAAAUGGUUACAGUCACACUAUUGUGGUUGCCAAGAACCAAGAAAAGCUUGUCCUUACAGUGGGUUGGCGGCAAUUCAUCGAAAACUAUGAUCUACAGAUUGGUGAUUCCUUAAUGUUCAGAUACAAAGGGACCUCUCAGUUUAAUGUCAUGAUCUUUGACAAGCUUGGUCGUGAAAAAGCAUUAUCGGUUGUUCUCGAUCCUUUUUUGCAUCGGGUCCAAGACAGGCGCAACGAGGCACAUGAAAUCGGGUCUUCUAAAAAGAUGGAUGUGCCUUGGGAAAGAUGCAAGAGCCGGACUGAAUAUCACUACGCAAACUUGGAUGAUGAGAAGAAAUAUUUCUUGGUGCAUAUGAUGGGCGUUUUUCAACAUGAGAUGAUCAUCCCAGAAGAAUUUCUUCAGCGUUUCAAGGGCGAAUUCCCAAGAGAGAUGAUACUUGAAACACAAAACUGCCGCAGUUACGUAAUUGGAGUUGCCAAGAACAAUGGAAAUCUUGUCCUUACAGUGGGAUGGGGGAAAUUUGUUGGGACGUUUGGUCUAGAGAUGGGUGACACCAUAGUAUUCAGAUACAUUGGGAACUCUCGGUUUAAUGUCAUAAUCUUUGAUGAACUUGGCUGUGAGAAGGUAUCAUCAGUUUUUGUGGAUCCUUCUCCGCCUCCUGUGCAAGAAAAGCGAACAAGUGCUACUGAUACUGUGAAAAGUUCUCAUUUUCGUCCUCAGACCAUAGAAACGCAGCCAUUUAGCAUAGGGAAAGGGAUGCGAAUGGAGUCACCACGCCUCCAAAUGGAAAUGGACAAGUCAUGGGAAGACAACAACACCGUUUUAAGUGUUUCCUCCCACGAGUCAUCAGGUCUCAGCCCCGCGUGUCAAGACAACAACAUCGUGAUAAGAGAUCCUGUCUACUAUGAAGAAGAAUGUGGGGUACGUGAAGUGCCUGGUUCCGAUUUCAAAGUCAGGAAGAAGAAGGCCAGGCUAUCUUCAAAUCAGAAGGAGCAGUUGAAGGAUGGUUACUUUAUCAGCCACAAGACCAAACUAACUUCAACUCAGAAGGAAAUGGUGAAGCAGAUGGUCCAAUCCAUAUACUCAGAGAUCCCCAUCUUCGUUGCUGUGAUGAGCAAGUGCAACGUUGUUGUAGAAUUCUAUCUGACUUUUCCUAGACACUACGCUAAGAAAUAUCUCACAGAGGAGCCACACAUGUGUCUUCAGCGGCAGGGCCGGAAGUGGGAGGCACGGUAUUGUGAAUACAAUGGCGGGAAAAAGCUCACUAUUGGAUGGAAACAGUUUGUAAAAGACAACAAGCUGAAGAUGGGUGAUAUCUGCCUCUUUAAACUGUUGAGCAAUGAGAGAACCAUGAAGGUCUAUAUCAUCAGUGAAAACGUUGCCAAUUAUCGGGCAGGUCUCCAGAAUGACGCUGACCGGGAAGCGGUGUUCCGGAGAGGGGCUCAUGAUGCGGAUGGAGCGCGUGAUCCCGACUCAAGGUUCCUUCGCACAACUAAAACUGAAGCUAUGGAAGAUGAUGUUGUUUUCAAAACUGAAGACGGUGCCUGAUCGCCCAAGGAAAAAAGCCUGGUGUCUGAACCAAGCGUAGCUGCUGUUUUUCCGCUCUGGGGAAAACGAGCGGUCGUGUCGAUCAUAAGGCCUCGGUUGCGUUUUAGAAACUUGAAACUGUUCUGGUGCUCCAUCCUGCUCCUUAAUUUGUUCGUUUUCUUCACAGGCUAGCCGCGCACGCGGCCUGGAACUCCUCUAGCUGUAGUUUUAGCUGUGUUCUAGUUUCCUUUUGCGCCCCUGGAUGCUGCUUUUGAGGUCGUGGGUUAUUUCAUUAUCGUGGUGAUACUGGAAUCCAAUCCUUCGUGGCCCUUUGGGGAAAAAAUGGACGCCAAGUGAUCGAGAUGUCAUGUUACCGUAUUCCCUGACGGAGGUAAGACUGGUAAUGCUUUCAUGUUUGUGGUACUGCUGAUUCGUGAAUCGCUAUUGAUGGUGAUAUGAUAGUGCUUUUGUGUUAA
Messenger RNA from Aegilops tauschii subsp. strangulata, 2464 nucleotides. Its product is annotated as putative B3 domain-containing protein Os08g0325100. The record is from RefSeq and is a predicted model, not a curated record. Gene Ontology annotation, molecular function: DNA binding. NCBI's taxonomy places the organism in Eukaryota, Viridiplantae, Streptophyta, Magnoliopsida, Poales, Poaceae.